Messenger RNA from Pyrus x bretschneideri (Chinese white pear), 875 nucleotides. Its product is annotated as protein EARLY FLOWERING 5-like. The coding region runs from base 311 to 595 and encodes 94 amino acids. The transcript is spliced from 2 exons. The record is from RefSeq and is a predicted model, not a curated record. Lineage: Eukaryota; Viridiplantae; Streptophyta; Magnoliopsida; Rosales; Rosaceae.
ACAUCACCCAUGAAAAGAAGAGAGAGGGAUGGAAAGAAACCUCUUCUUACAGGAGAGGUAGUUUUGAAUCUUAAAGACGGAGUUGCACCUGUGGGUGAGAUUUCUUUUACUGAUAAUUCAAGCUGGACAAGGAGCCGUAAGUUCAGGCUAGGAGCAAGAGUUUCAGAUAACUUCGAUGGAACUAGAAUAAGAGAAGCAAGGACAGAAUCCUUUAUUGUCAGGGAUCAUCGGGGAGAAUCUGAGUGCUUCUUAUUUGGUUUAUUUAUAAAUAAAUUGUCUCUAAGGUUAUUGCUAGAGUACUGAUACUAAGAUGGAGUGUUCUUUCACUUUCCAUUGUCAGCACACUCCAGAACUUACAUCCAUGGUUCCUGCAUCUGUUCGGGUAAGGAGAGAGAUGGCCGCCCCAAAAGCAAAAGCAAAACCUUCACUCCCAACCACAGCAGCACCUACCCAGUCAGCAACUCCUCCUGUUAAACCAGAGUCAGCAAACUCGUCGUCAGCACCAAAAGGCAAGAGCAUAGAUGACUCUUAUAUGGCUUUCCUGGAGGACAUGAAGGUGCUCGGAGCACUUGAAGGUAGACAUCCAGCUGGUUAGUCAGCACCAAGAUAGAAACGAAGAAAGAGAAAGAACAUCGAAAAAGGAUGGCAUGCGUGUAGCCAAAGGAAACACAAAUGCACAGGCUAUUGAAGUCGAGAUGGAGACCGGUGGUAUUCCUUUUUCUUGCCGUUGGCAUCAACUUAGUUUCCUGAUGCAUCGUUUCACGGUGAAUUCAAAACAAUAUCAGAUGUUGAGAUGGGUGUAAUGGGUUAGAAAUUCAGGAUGUACAAUUUGUAGCAAUCUUUUAUUUAAAAUAAUUUCGCACUGCUCGUUCUUA